CACCUGUCCUGUCGAGUCAGCAUGUCAAGUCUCGAGGAGACAGGACAUUUUCGUAAAUUAACAUAUUAUCUGCGUGAACUUUACUUCGUUUAAAACUCUCUCUAAUUGACCCAAAUCAUGUUUGGGGACACCGUUUAUGUACAAAAUUGUACUGAGUUUGCGGUUCGUGAUUGGCCACACACCCGUAUCUGCUCGUAUGGCGACGGUUCAACCAAUGGGUACUUCGGGCUACAUGUGUGCUUAAGGUCUCCGCUUUACGGCAUUAAACUAAUAGUCUCAUUUUCAACUGCCGUAUAUCAAAAUUCAGGAAGUUUUCAUGUUCUACAACCUUCUACGAACGGUGGCCAGUGAUCUUAAUUGGGCUCCAUUCGGUGCGUGAAAAGGGAACCUCGAAACUUGAGCCAAGGGGAUGUUGAGAUUGAAUACCAAGACUGUCUUUGAUGGGUGUUACCAGCCUAUGAUAUUGCGUCCUGACAGCAAAUUUAUCGUUUGAUGAUUUCUGGAAGAAAGUAGCUCACCAAUGUAGUACAAUGGAUGUGGAUCCUACACCUCUGAGCAGUACUUCAAACCUGAAGCGCUCAUCAAGUGCUCCAAUGAUAAAUGUCUUAGGAAAUACAUCUACAGUAAAUCGAGACACAUCUUCACCGCUGCUGUUGAGCAUUCCAAGAACACGGCGGUUUAGUGCCAGCUUUAGCCCAAACCAUUCACCUUCUUCUCCUCUUGCGGCUGUGCCGUCGAGGGUGAGCCAAAUAAAGCACGAAGAAGGCAUGGACGUCAUGAUCCGAGAGACAGCACACGAGAAGGAGGUUCAGUCGAAGAUACAGAUAUCUCAGUCAUGGGAUGACCUCUCUCUGGAUGACGGAUGCCUCGGGGAUACAAGCAAGAGACCAAGGUCGCUUACUGACCCGUUACACAUAUUCACGCCUCCUCCGGGUCUCUGCAAUUCGCCGUCGCCAACGCGUACUGGCAAACAGUGUUUUUCACCGUCAAUGUGUCUGUCAAGCAAGCAGGCAUUUUCUCCUAGUCCCAGCCCGAGUCCGACGCGAAAGGCAUUUGCAACAAGAAGUCAGAGCCCGAUAACUCUUAGGCCAAGCCAGUUUUCGGUCAAGCGCAAGUUCGACAUGGACAUGGACCAAAGCGACUUUCCUAUGCCAGCGAAGCGUCUCAACCUCUCUGUUGCGCAGGAGAUGCCUUCUUCGCAUGUCUUGCAUCAAAGCCUAGAAGUCAUGAACAGCCUAGAUGCAAUGAGCAGCCCGGAGCAGACUGUGCCGCAAGACAUGACGGACUCGUUGUCGAGCAGCAGCGGGUCCCCCUGCUGUCCAACUCCUUUCCUCCCCGUGGUGCGCUCUCCGUCUGCGGUGCCCACCGCAGACACUUCGUGUACAAUGGAGGACUCUUAACCCUUGCACAUGAUUAAAGAAGGGGUGUCGUAAUUGGUUGGGUCCCCGACGCCUUGCCGAGCUGUAAUGACGUGGCACCAUUGCGUUGCAGAAACGUUAGACCUUUGGAAGCAAGCCUGUCCCUAUCUUCCCACGAUUUUUUGCCGCAUUAUUUAUUACCUACGACGAAAGGACAAAAAAGGCACCUUUGCAAUAGGCACAAGAAGUGCAGCAACAUAAGCCUUAUGUCUCUAUUCAAACAGCACCCACAAGCCCAAUGGGUAAGUGAAAAGUAGAUUCCCCUGCUUUCUGUGCGAACCAUUUGGCUUGUGCUGCAUGUGAACAAAUGUAAAUGCAGACUUUCGUUUUAAUUUACGUACGUGUCUUGUUUAUAUUAAACAAGGGCAAGCUGAUUGCACUUUUAGAUGGCAGAGAGGGUAAAUAUACGACAAGAGGCUAUGAUAACAUGGGUAGAGAUGAAAAAUUUUAUCAUCAGUGUUUACAACUGACCUGUGUGUGUGUGUAACAGAACACGACAUAGAACCUGGUCAAAGCAGUGCAGAAACGGGCAUGCGUCACCUGUCUUCCUUUUUUGAAAAGCUUCAGGUUUUAUAAUAUGUCCCUGUUUCUAUGUGUUUAAUGCUUCAAUAUGUAUUUAAAAUGUGGAAUAUAAUAUCAUUCAUGUGUUGAGUUGAGCAACGCAUAAUAGCACGCGCCAAGUGAUUCGUUUGUAUUGCCGCUAUUUGCUGACUUUGAUGUUUCCGGAUCUUCUUCAUAUUGAGAGUGUGACACAUUUGCUCUUCCUCAAUGAGAGAGUGUGUCUAAAACUGUGGGUACCUUUGCUAAGUGUCCGCAUACAGUCAGUGUGCUUUGCUAAUGGUACAGAAAGAUGUGUAUUCUGCUAAGCUGCUACUAAUGACGAAUAUCAGUGUGCACGCUAAAUUGGCCCCGUGCUAAUUGACUGUUAGUUGGGCUGCCAAAAAUUUGCCUCUGUUAAUUUUCCCAUUAAUGUGACGUACCGUGAUAUCUUAGUUCCUCACUUGCAUAUUUGUCCUGUAUGAACACUGACAAAAUGCUUUUUUUUUUUUUAAUUUGUGUGUGUACAUAUAUGUAUUUUGAGAGACAGUAUACAGUAAUGUGGUUUCAUGACACAGUAACAAAGGCUGCAGGGUUUUUCAGAUUUGAUUUUAAAAGAUUUUUUAGCAUUGUUAUGUAUGUAUGUAGCAAUUUCUUGCAAUAGUUUGGUAUCAGCCACAAACAGCUAUUUCUUUUUCUUGCACUUUACGAUGUGUUUCAUAUUGCACUAUACACCCUUACUCCAAUGUGAGCAUGUGUUUUUUUUUUUUUUUUUCUUUCAAUUAUUAGAAAUGACAAAGAACACUCAUGCUAUUAUACUCUACAAAUGUUUGCUCUUCCGUCAACAUUAAUAUAUAUGCAUUCUUUCAGAAGGGCAAGUAGCUGGCAUGCUCUUCUCUUUUUUUUUCCUCUCUCUUCCUCUUUUUGACUGUUUAGUCUGGUAAAAAAAAAGCAACACGUAUUUGCAUUUGUUACAUUUCUUUUGAGCCAAAUCAAAUGUAGCAGACAGUUUGUACGUAAUCUGUAGGCAACGCUGUAUGUCUUUUAAGCAUGUCACAGAGACCACUUGACAAGUGCUGAUACCUGUACAAAGCGUGUAGUAUUUUUUGAGAAAAAAGUCAUUGGCUUAAAAUCAUGGAAGGUGACGUAGUGCUAGGUGUGAACAUGCAUUGCAUUGACGCUUAUUGCCGCACAUAGAAUUAUCUGUGCCAGUACUUAGCUUAUAACAUUUGCAGGGGUGUCAGAUCAGUAGAGGUGCUCCUGCCCGCAUUUUAAGAAAUGACGUGUAAGCACAUAGUAUGCAAUUGAUGUUAAGGAAUGUAGUGUUGUUUAUGAUGUCACAUUGCCUCUUCAGACACUUGAGCUGCUCAAGAGAGAAAAAAAGAAAAAAAUGCCAUUGUGGUGGCACCAAAGAGUUCUCUACUUUGCGCUGCAUGACAGUCUCCAAAAUGCCCUCAGAAACUGAUCAUAUGAUUGCAUGUAGCUGUCACUGUUUAACAACUGUGUCUGACUUCAGUAACAUUUCCCAAAUAGUACAAUGCAUUUUUAACAAGUUUAAUGUGUGAACAAGAACACAGCACUACAGAAAGUUGGGCAGCAAGCAAUGUCAUGCACAUACAAAAUAGAGCACAUGCAUGUUGAUCAUGCUGCAAGCUUCCCCCUGCACCGUUUCAUCCGUAUAAUUAAUAUAGCAUUUUCUUACCUUAAUGCAAGGCUGUAGGAUGGCAAGUACUAUUUUGUUGCUUGCGAUCUUUGCAUUAUCUCAUGAAGCUUGCAGAAUUUACUUGCAGUAGUUGCUGCUGCAAGUUCACUUGAAUCCAAUGUUACUCUUUUGAAAACCUCAUUCAUGAAGAAUAUCCUAAAUGCACACGUACCACAUCCAUGUGCAUUUUGCAUAUUGCGUUAAUAGUGCUUUUGACAGAUUCUGAGAAAGUGACUGGAUUUUCUGUGUAAAUUUAUAUUGUGUGUAAUAGUCACUGCCGCGUUCGGCUGAAUGGUGUGCCGCAAAGCGCUUGCAAAAUCGAGGAGGUGUACAUUAUGUUGCACAUGUUCUGUUUCAAAUGUUUCAAACGAGGUUUUACUGUAAUCUACGGAAGUAGAACAGGCAAACACAUUAGUGUAGCAUACAUUGUACACAGCAGAGUGCAGUCUGCAAGACGUGCUCCACCAUUUAGGAGGGUGCUGUGCUGUAACAUAUCAUGUGUCAAAUGCAAUUUAGUUUAUGAACUGCCUAUGCGAAGACCUUGCUGUGGUUGAGUGUGCAUGCAUGUGUGUGUGUAAAUAUGGUAUAUGCAAAUUCAGCAAAGAAUAUACGAUUUAUUAAAGUUGGUCAAACAAGUUA
Messenger RNA from Ornithodoros turicata, 4296 nucleotides. RefSeq names its product P2R1A-PPP2R2A-interacting phosphatase regulator 1-like. The transcript has 11 exons. Lineage: Eukaryota; Metazoa; Arthropoda; Arachnida; Ixodida; Argasidae. Gene Ontology annotation, molecular function: protein serine/threonine phosphatase inhibitor activity. The record is from RefSeq and is a predicted model, not a curated record. The coding region runs from base 531 to 1400 and encodes 289 amino acids.